Molecule: messenger RNA, 4516 nt
Organism: Siniperca chuatsi (mandarin fish)
Lineage: Eukaryota; Metazoa; Chordata; Actinopteri; Centrarchiformes; Sinipercidae
Gene: tox3
Product: TOX high mobility group box family member 3
Exons: 7
Coding region: 713-2551 (612 amino acids)
Biological process (GO): regulation of transcription by RNA polymerase II
Cellular component (GO): nucleus
Molecular function (GO): chromatin DNA binding
Source: RefSeq, a predicted model, not a curated record
UGGCUGGCUUGUUCACACAUUUUGCCUUGUUCAUCACUAGGACAGGCAGAGCCGACUGCACCGUCUGUGGACUGUUGUUUUGCUUGUUUUACAAACCCUCCAAUCGCUGCAUUUAGCAGAUGGGCGCGUGCGGCAAGCUAGCUACUUCUUAGCCUACUCAAACUGCUUCACCAACUAGUUUUCUAAGUUGGAGAAAUAAACUUCUGAGAGAGACACAGCGGAGGAUACGGACACAUUUCAGAGCACGCGUACUGUUUUGACGUGCGGACUUACUUCGCGGUUAUCGUUAGCACUUUAUUACAGUUUUCAUUUGUCUUUUUCCUGCAUCUGAAGAGGGAGGAAAAAGGGGGUGGACCCACGCUCAGUCGCCGGUCUCGUGGCUUCUUUGUAUACAGCAGCAGCUGUGUGUAAAUGCAUGGGCACACAGCGUCUACUGCUCCUUGAGGGACAGGUUAUUCGGCUCAGUCCAACCUUCCUGUGGGCUAACUCAGAAAUGAAGCGGCUGAACCAGGUGUAACGUUAGGGGAGGAAUAUCAAAACUUUACCCGAACCUCCUCCCCCCUCCCCUGUCUCAUUCACCUCAACAAAGCUCGGGUCAGUUUCACCGCCUCUCUUUCUCCGUCUCUCUCUGUGCGCUUGGAUUGUAAACGGCAGAAACAAAUUGAUCUCCGUGCAGAGUCGGCUACAGCUACAGCUGCGCAGCUCCCUCACCAUGGAUGUAAGAUUUUAUCCGUCUGCUGGUGGAAAUUCUAUUCCAGGAGAUCCACCGAACCUGGAUUUUGCCCACUGUUUGGGCUACUACAACUUCAAUAAGUUCCAGAAUAACAACAACUACAUGAACAUGGCGGAGGCGAACGGUGCCCUCCUUGCUGCUGGUGAUACUUUUCAUACACCCAGCUUGGGAGACGAGGAGUUUGAGAUUCCUCCCAUUACACCUCCACCUGAGACGGAGUCUGGUCUGGGUCUAUCGGAAGUGGACUCACCUUUCCCAGCAAUGCCAGAGCCCCCAGCUCUGCACAGGGGUCACUUAAUCCCUCAGUUCCCCCCUCAAAGCCUGGAUCUGCCCUCUAUUACCAUCUCACGCAACAUGAUGGACCAGGACGGGGUGUCUGUCAACAACGGCCAACCUGUGAAUGUUGGACCCGGCCAUCUUCGCCAGUACCCACCCAACCCAGCCAUGGUGAUGAAGUCCAUCAUUAGCAUGAACAGCCCCAAUGGGAUGAUAUCACGGAAUCAGCUGACCACCAUCAACCAGUCCCAACUCAACGCACAGCUGAGCCUAAACAUGGCGGGACCCAACAUCACCCAUACUUCCCCAUCACCGCCUGCCAGCAAGUCCGCCACGCCGUCUCCCUCCAGCUCCAUCAACGAAGACGACCAGGACGAAGGCAACAGGGUCAUUGGAGAGAAGCGACCAGCCCCCAUAGAUCCCACAAAGAAGCCCAAGACUCCUAAGAAGAAGAAGAAGAAGGAUCCCAAUGAGCCUCAGAAGCCGGUGUCGGCUUAUGCCCUGUUCUUCAGAGACACCCAGGCGGCUAUUAAGGGGCAGAAUCCCAACGCCACCUUUGGAGAGGUGUCCAAGAUUGUGGCCUCCAUGUGGGAUGGCCUGGGAGAGGAGCAGAAGCAGGUUUACAAAAGCAAAACAGAAGCUGCCAAGAAAGAAUAUUUAAAAGCUCUCGCCGCAUACCGUGCAAGCCUGGUUUCCAAGGCUGCAGCAGAAUCAGCUGAGGCCCAGACUAUCCGCUCAGUCCAGCAGACUCUGGCCUCCACCAGCCUGUCCCCAGGCCUGGUGCUGCCUUCACCCCUCAACCAGCACCCCUCCAUGUCAUCAGCUUCCCAGGCCCUCCAACAAGCCCUACCACGGGCCAUUGCCCCAAAACCUCUGCAGAUGAGACUAGGGGGCAGUCAGAUCGUCACCUCGGUUACGGUCUCCCACCAGAACAUGUCCUCCGGGAUGCCACCGCAGAUGCUCGGCCAGAUGGGUGCCGGAGGGGGCAUGGUGGCGGGUGCCCAGUCCACAGCGGUGUCUCAGAUGAGCCCACCCAUGCAGCCGGUGCAGCAGCAUGCGAUGCAGCAGCAGAUGCAGCAGCAGCAGAUGCAGCAGCACCUCCAGCACCAUCAGAUGCAGCAGCAGCAGAUGCAUCACCAGCAGAUCCAGCAGCAGAUGCAGCAUCAGCAUUUCCAACACCACCUCCAGCAACAAUUGCAGCAGCACCACAUGCAGCAGCAGCAGCAGCAGCAACAACAACAGCAACAGCAGCAGCAACAGCAGAUGCAGCUGCAGCAUAUGCAGUUGCAGCAUCAGCUGCAUCAGCAGCAGAUUCAACAUCUCCAGCAGCAGCAGCAGCAGCAACAACAACAACAACAACAACAACAGCAGCAGCAGCAGCACCAGUCCCAGUGUUCCCCACCCCAGCACUCUCCUGGUACACCCCAUUCAGUGGGAGGCUCUGCAUCGCUCGGCAGCCCCCAGCCGGCCCCACAGCAGCAACCACACCCCUCCCAAAUCCAGGCCCACGCCCAGGUCCUGUCCCAGGUCAGCAUUUACUGAGCCAAAUUGAAAUCCUAUCUCAAAGAACAGGAAUAGAAUAAAAGCAUCAUUCCACGUUGCUUUUCGAAGUUGCACUUAAGAAGUGUGUAAGAUUUAGAAUGUUAUACAAAGACCUUGUCCAUUGUUAUAGACGGAUAUGCACACGCGUGUACAGGGGGUAAACAUGUCAACUGGGUUUUUUCUGUCAUAGGCUUAGCUAUGACAGAAGCCUGUUAGGGUGAGCGCCCAGUGAUUGUUUAUUUGUUUGUUUGUGAGGUCUUUCAGUUAUCAAAUUAAACUGACUAGGCACACAGUAUGUUGAAAGAUGUGUGUCUUUCACUGUUUUAUUUAACAAUAAAGCUUUAUUUAUGAGGCCAGAGUUGUCAGUUCAGCGCAGCAAAAGGACAUUUUGAAUGCGUUUCAACAAAAGGAUUUCUAUCAGCUCUUGCCUGGACUGAGUGACUCACAGGAUCCUUGCUGGAAACCAGUAACCCACACAUCAGUCUUUGUUCCCACACUGGCCAGUAUAUAGCGAGACUUUCUUUACUCCAACCUUUCUCUUUCACCCAUCAGUCUCGCAGAUGUAACUGUUCAACAAUGGCGUGGAGGAAAUGGCUGAUCAAAUCAUCACUCGUUGGAGGCCCAGUGAUAUUUGAACACAUUUAAACCAUGUCACAAAUGCAGACAAUGGCUUGAAGAAUAAGCAGAACUGAAAAUAAAAAGUAUUGGGACUCAGAUCUCUGGAUGAACGACUGAACAGACUGAAACUGCCAUAAAUCAUUUAUAUCAUCACAUCAUCAAACUGUAGAUGUAAUCUGCUGUACAUGUUUUGUAGAGUGGGGCGAGACGAGACCUCCGUUAUUCAGCCCUCCAGAUGAUUUGCCCAAAAGCUUGUAACUGGCACCCCCCUCCCCCCCAAAAAAUCUUCUUUAAUCUAUUUGUUUUUACUUCAGAUGUUUAACAGUUAAAUUAUGUUUUUAUUUUGUGUAACAAAGGGGAUAUUUUAUGGUAAAUACAAAUUUCCAGAUCAGGGCAGAUGGUUUGGGCAUUGAUGUAUUUUUACUCUGCUCCUUGAUACCGUAAUUGUUUUAAAAAAGGAAAAAAGAAAACUAGCAGAGCCAGUUUGUUGCACUGCCAAAGCCAACUGAAAAGGCAUCGGAGGUAUUUUUGCCAGCUGUACAGAAGUCCCUGGGGAAAAAAAAGAAAAUGUUGUACAUUUUUCAUAUCACCUGUUGUACAUUUUUAAUAUGUGAGGCUUUAAUUAAAACAUUGUUAAACGACCUGUGGAUUGCUAUAUCACAUAGUGCAUUUCUGCUCUUUUAUACUUUUUUAUGAGUUACAAUAGCAGCGAUUAAUUUUGUUUGUAUUUUGCUUACAAACCAACUGCUUUUGACAACUGUCCAUAGAAUAAAUGCAUAUUGGUAUGGAACUCUUGAAAAGUUGUUUUCAGCUCACGGUAGGAAAAGUAAUUUAAUGUUUGAGUUUUUGCUCGACCAUAAAGAUGAAUCCAGAGACAUUCCAUCACUGAUAGUAGCCAUAAUUUUGUAUGAAGUAUUAUAUAUUUCUUUGUGUCUCUGUUCAAAAUUAAACUAUCACUCACAAAUAUUGAUUGGACGGAAUCGGUUUAUUUCAAAAAGUUAUAUUAGCCAUAAUUUCUAUGAGAUAUUUCUCCACGUCUCCUUGUUAGCUUUUGAGAAUAAAUACACUGAUAAAUAUUCAUAGCACUCAGUUCUUUAUGAGAUAUUGAAAAAUAAAUUUGUAUGUUUUCUAUGGAGUAAUUCUAUAAGAGAAUAGAGAAAAAUACUUUGCAGGGGUAUAUGAGCAUUCAUGUUGGCAUUAUUAUAGUGUGUGCUGUUUCUCAGUGAUUUGAAUGGAAGUCCAUUGUAACUGUGUGUAAAAAAAACAAAAAAAAAACAGUGUUGAUACUGGACAAGGUCAGCAUGUAACUGGUACUUGCCUCAAUAACAGUCCCCUUCUCACACACCA